Sus scrofa (pig) is the source of this 7242-nucleotide messenger RNA. The record is from RefSeq and is a predicted model, not a curated record. Lineage: Eukaryota; Metazoa; Chordata; Mammalia; Artiodactyla; Suidae.
GCCACGAUGGGAACUCCUCUCUGAAUAUCUUUUUGUAAAACUUUUUAGGUAGGAUCUCAAGCAUCUGGAAUAGUGCCACGUACCUAGUAAGUACUCAUUAAAUAUUUGUGCUGUAAUUAAUUAAUGGCAAGGAUAUUAACCCUCUAUCAAAUUUGAUUCAAAUGGGGUUAAGCCUUAAGAAAAUAAAUUGCCUCUAUACGUGUAUGGAGAUAAUGCUAUAUUGGUUCUUAGUCUUUAUAAUCUAAUUUUUUCCCAUUCUUUUCUUUCCCCACAGUUCAUCCAUGAGCUCAGAUUUCCCACAUUACAACUUCAGGAUGCCUAAUAUUGGAUUCCAGAAUCUACCACUCAACAUAUAUAUUGUGGUUUUUGGCACUGCUAUAUUUGUCUUCAUCCUUAGUUUACUCUUCUGUUGCUACUUGAUUAGGCUAAGACAUCAAGCACACAAAGAAUUUUAUGCCUACAAACAGGUUAUAUUAAAAGAGAAAGUAAAAGAACUGAAUUUACAUGAGCUCUGUGCAGUGUGUCUAGAAGACUUCAAGCCUCGAGAUGAGUUGGGGAUAUGUCCAUGUAAGCAUGCCUUCCACAGAAAGUGCCUUAUUAAGUGGCUGGAGGUUCGCAAAGUAUGUCCACUGUGCAACAUGCCAGUACUUCAGCUGGCCCAGUUGCACAGUAAGGAGGACCGUGGACCCCCACAGGGGCCCCUCCCUGGGGCAGAGAACAUUGUAUAGCUCACCACAAGAAUCAAACUGUUGCAGGAUCCAACAUCUGCAUGGAGCCAGGAGGAACACAAGCGGUCUCUGUGUUGGCUGCUCUGCCUGGGGCAUCAGCUGCCACUUCCUUUUUCUCAUAAAGAACUCUUGGGCUAGCUAAUCUGGGGACCCAGACUUGUGGGUCUGGGACAACCAAAGUACUCUGACGCUACCCCAUGCCAAGAGAAGAGGAGUGGAUGAGCCUGCUGGUUUGGUUCUAGAAACUUCAUGAGGGUCUCUUGCUAACUCCAUACACUCUGUCUCCCAGACAUUGAUCUCCAUGUCAAGGUGAAUCUUUAUCAACCAGAAGGGAAGAUAAUCACAAGUGUUAGAGAAGGAAACUGAGGGAAAGUCUUUAAAGCCACCCCCACCCUGGGACAGAUGAGCUUCUAUGCAGACCGUGCAUGCCUUUGCAGCAGCAGACUCUCCCGGCAGCCCCUGAGCCAAGGGAAAACAGCGGUUACCUCAGCCCAAGAACAACUGGGUGCAGUGCCGGAGGCAGUGCCAACAAGGCUUUUCACGUUAUGUUCCUUUGAUAAGGCCAUCUUGGAACCCAAGGGCUUUGGUUACAACAGAACAGCAGUACCCCUCGCCGCCAGUUCUCCCUCGAGGUCACAACACUUGCUUAUCAGAUCAUCUAAGCUAAAAACAUUAGAUGUGCUUGGAAAGGUCUGGUCAGAAGCCAUUUCCUCUUAUUCCCCCUCCUACUCACCAAUGAGGCACAGCCAAGUGCCAUUAAGAGCCCCAGCAGGGGGUGGUUCUCUGAGUCCCUGCUGUCCCCGUGUGACCCAAACGCCUCGGGGUGCUGCCCACAUCCCCACACAUGCAGUAUGGCUCCAGCGUAGCUGCUGGUCUUGGCCCACUGCCUCUGUGGGGAGCUGCUCUGAGCCCCUCACAUGGCUCCAAAGAGGAGCAUCUUUCUGACAAUGACCAGUCCUCCAGGUCCUGCCAGGCUGAGGGGAGGAUGCGGCCCCCCUUGCCUCUCCCCAUCCUUCCCUCUUCUCCUCCCUCUCUAGUCCUGUCUCUAUUUCUACUCAGCAAAAUGCCUGUGGUUGACUUUUUAACAGUUUAAAGUAUCCCAAAUAAGAUCCCUAUGUCAUUCUGAAGCCAGGGAUCCACUUGAAAUUGUAAAUCUUUUCAGGAAGCUCCUGCAGGGCUAUUCGCCAUCAGUGCGUGCCUCAGUGUUCAGACUUGUGAUAAUUGAAAGUGUCUUUAUAGGAGAAAAAUGCAUGCUGCUCUUUGGCUCUUUCUGUCCAGUUUUCCUAGAAUUGACUCAAGAGUCCAGUAGGAUUUGUGACUGUUGUAUAAGUUAGCUCUGUGAAGCAGCUUUGGGUCAGAUAUAAAGUUCUUUUCCACAGCCCUGCUCACCACCUCCUUCCAUCAUAGGGAUGGAAUCCUCAUCGCCAGCUCUGCCUCUGCUCCAAACGCAGGUGUGAGUAGGGGAGUUUCACACUGGAAAUAGAGCCUGCAUGAUAUGGAGAGAGGGUGGAGGAGGCUUUGCUACUCUGUUCAUGGCAUGUCUCCAGAAAUUUUUUUGGAAUCCAGCCUCUACCGUCUUAGAAUGGGAGAGGGAACCUGUCCUUGGCUCAGGUGGCUGGGCUCAGUUGAGGAGGAAAAUUCCCAUUAGCCUAGAAAAUUGCUGGUCAGAAUCCAGUUUGGAAAAUUACAAAUCCAGUUGGUCAGAAUUGGCUGUACCCUUAUGUGUAACCUAUUCGUGGUAUGCCAACUGGACUGCUUCUUUAAACAGGGCAAGAGAAGUGUGGAAUAUUUUUAUAUGAAAGCCUUAGCCUGUUUGGCACCCAUGAAAAGAACUAUUUGUACACUCCUACUUUCACCCUCUGUUUCUGCAUUCUCUGUUUGUAGCACAAUAGAGUUGAAUGCUGCAAAGCACCCAGUUUACAGUGAAAUGUUUUCGGUGACCGGUGUCAGAAGUAGGCUUGUUUCUGGACUAACCUCAUUAAUAGCCAACACUCACCAUUUUCACCUCAUGGCUCUGGGACAAAUGUCACCUCUUUGCUAUGGGGUUCCAAUAAGAAAAAGAUCUUUUUCCUUCAAAAGAGGAAUUGUUGUGUUCUAUACUGCAGAUUAUUUCAUCUCACAGCUUUUGGAGGGUUAUAGCCUUUUGGUUACAGCCUUUUUCCAUCCCUGUGUGUCAGUGCCAAGGAGACAGCCUCAUAAAGUCCUGUAUUUGUAGGGAGACAAAUUAGUUCAUCUCACCAUGUCACAGCUCAAGCCACGUUGAGGUGGUUGGUGCAUUGCACUGGACCAAAGGCACAAAGCCCAGCCUUUAGAAUGCUGUGUGUUCUCCAUGAGGCGCCAUCACGGGUCUACUUUACCGUAUGACCUCAACACUUGUGAACAUGGAGGGCUUUUUAAAACAUAGUUCUUCCACUAAGGUGGGGUUGGAUGCUGGAGUGCUGAAGAGUGAGCGCUCUGCUUGUAGUCAUUUUCCCUUCAUGGCUUGGUGUCCUUCUACUGCAGCAUGACCACUGUCACUUGAAGUAGUUCUUGACUCUUAGUGGCACAACGUGAAUGCACUUGCUCCACACAUCCAGACUCUCCUCCAAGACUUCCCUGUGCCGCUCUGAUGUAACUGGAAAUAGCCAGGGCUUAAUUUACGUCUUCCUUUAAUUCUAAUUAAAAUCACAGCUUUUUGUGAAGGGCAAGGUUAAAUCUCCUAUCUGAAUUUUUAUUUAGAGAAUGAGUUAAGGAUCCCUUACUAACUCUUUGAUCAGGCUCACACCUCACCGUUAAACCAGUGAGGCUGCCCUGUCCAAAUCUAUCUCCAUGAGUUGCUGACCUUUUUUAAUCUGUAGACAUGUGAGUACUCCGGGCUACUGGUUGGUAACGUGAUUUUUUUUUUUUUUUAACUUGGUCUUGAUGUAUCUUAAACGGCUCAGAGAUUGGGUGUUGUUUGUGUGCUUCGGGUUAGUGGAACAGAACUCAGCCCUAACUGGACUCCAUAGGUGGCUAAGUCAUUAUCUAGUUGUUACUAGGGAUACAGCUGAAUUCAGGUGGCUUUAGGAACAGGGAGCAAUACCAGCCUGAUUUGUUCCUAGUUGAGUAGUAUAAGACACUAGUUAUCUGCUGCUGUCCUUUGUCACAGUGAUUUGGUUAGGCCUAUCCCUAGUAGCUAAGGCCCCAGGCAAGGAAUAGGACAAAACAGUAAUAGCCAGAUGGGAGCAGGUGGCCCAUGGGGAGGUCCAGGCUGAAGGUACAGGGGAUCUCAUACCAUGGCCAAACACCCUGUUCUUGACAGAGGUCCCUUCACCAGUGCAUAGCCCCUCAGAUCCAUCACAGGAAUGACCUCGGGCCCUGUUCCCCUCCACAGCCCCAUUCCAAAGUCUGUUCAUCUUCAUGGCCUGAUCCUACUCUGCUAAGCUACUCUGAAUGACUGCAGUAAUUUUUUUCUGAGAGGCUUUCUGGGAAUUAUGAAAUGUACACAGGGAGGCACCCCCAGAGCUCUGGGCAGAAAAGGCGUUCAGAUUGAUGUGAAUCACUCACUGCCUUGCCACUCACUAGCCAUGUGCCUUCCCACAAGUUAGCCUCUCAAAGCCUGUUUACUUACCUGCCACCCAGGGACUCUAGAAGGGCAUCCCUACUGGCGCUUAUGGGGAUUGGCUACCAUGUCCAGAGCCUGGCAGACAGCAGGCCUGGGUCAUGGGUGCUGGUGCUACAAGGUGACAUCAUCACAGUGGCCACAUGGGGCUCCUCUGUUGUCCUGGCAAAACAGCCUCAAGAGAACCUCCUGAGAUGUAUGUGCCCUCCCCAGAGUCCCAGUUCACCUGGUUCCCUUCCCUUUCCCCUCUUGAUCUUACUUAGUCACUUCCAUGUACCUGUGCCCAUGGUGCUCCCUGACUUGGUUGCUCAGGGCUGAAUACUCCUUAAUUUUUUUUUUUUUUUUUUUUUUUUUUUUUUUGUCUUUUUGCCAUUUCUAGGGCUGCUCCUGCAGCAUAUGGAAGUUCCCAGGCUAGGGAUCUAAUCGGAGCUGUAGCCACCGGCCCACACCACAGCCACAGCAACGUGGGAUCCAAGCCGCGUCUGCCACCUACACCAUAGCUCAUGGCAACGCUGGAUCCUCAACCCACUGGGCAAGGCCAGGGAUCAAACCUGCAACCUCAUGGUUCCUAGUCGGAUUCGUUAACCACUGAGCCACGACGGGAACUCCGCUCCUUAAUUUUUUAAAUAGGUAAUCCCUUCAUGGGGUUCACAAAUCGUAAACAAUUAAGUCUUCCUUGCAUCCCUGAUCUCCAGCAAGCCAAGCUUCUCACCUCUUGAGCACCCACUAUUAGUUGCUACUUGUGGAGCCUUCCAGAGACCCUUUAUGCAUAUACAAGCAGAUGCGUGUGUGUGUGUGUGUGUGUGUGUGUGUGUGUGUGUAGGUAGGUAUGUAUGUGUAUGUAUACAGCUGACCCUUGAAUAACACCCCCUGUACAGCCUACACAUAACUCUACAGUCAGCUCUCUGUACUGAUGGUUCUGAUUCUAUGGGUUCAGCCAACUUCAGAUCGUAUGGAAAGUAUUUAUUGAAAAAAAUCCACAUGUAAGUGGACCUGCUCAGUUCAAACCCAUGUUGUUCAAGAAUCAACUUAUAUGUGUGUGUAUAAUUUUUUUUUUCUACUUAUAUGAUACCGGACAAGUAUAUUCAAGGAGCAGUUCUGUUCUUGUGGGAAGGACCAUCCCAGAAGUCAGAAUGUCUGUAAAAGGUGAGCCCAGUAUUAGGGGAAUUUUUUUAAUCACACCCAUUCUGCCUAAGGCCUAUUUUCCACUAACUGAAGCAUGCUGAAAUUCUAGUUUUCUAUACAGAUACAGACCCUCCCUGACACCCUAACCAUAGUUGCCCAAAUAAUGAGCACAACCAGUUUCCAGCCUGAGUCUGUGACAGCACACUCAAGAGCAGGCUCCCCAGCCAAAAGUGACAGCACAGUCCAGCAGCUCCUGCAGGGGACUGGACAGGCUGCAGCUCCACCCCAACCCUCCAGUCUUGGCCACUUCGAAGGAGGACCAAGAGGCCAGCAGGACACCUGGCUACAGCUGUCACCAUUUCCUAGGCAGGCUCCCGUGUUUUUAAGAUAGGGGUUUGAGAAGUAGCAGUAACUGAAGGCCAAGGCAUCCUGUGUCUUGUGGGGUAGAUGUCUCAGACAUUGCUAAGUAAAUAGGUGGUCAGCUGCCUCAGAAUUUACAGCAGAUGUGCCUAAAUGUCCAUGUUCACAUUCAUGAACCUCCCUUUCUCUCGCUACUCUUAUGCACAAACUAAAUAGAAAAUGUUCCCAUAGAAUUUUCUCCUUGCCCAACAUUUUUUCCUUUCAACAGAAAUUAUCCCACCAAUAGUUUCUUUCCGGGGGGGGGGGGGGGGAUUCACUUUUGCCCCUGCAGGAGAUCAAAGUUAAAAGUGCUUCCUCCAGGCAGCCCUUGGGAGGAGGGGCCACAUCUGUGCCUCUCAGUCCCCACCCAUCUCCCUGCUGUAAUGCCAGAGUAGAAGCCCAGGGCCUCCCUGGAUCAGAAGUUUAACUUUGGGGCCCCUGACCUGAAACUUGAAAAGGAAUUGUUUGUGAAAUUCCACCCUUCUGUCAUUGGAUGAACCUUAAGAGACUUUAAUAUUAGCAUUCAGGAAUCUGAGUAAAGGAGAUGAAUGUGUCUAAAUUCUGGUGAAGUCUGCAGCUGAUAACUGGAAAAUGCUGGGUUAUACUCCUUUAGUAGAUAAAAUUAACAAAGGUUUCACUCCAGUGUGCCAUGGAAUGUGCUUCCAUUUGAUUGGGACUACAAGGAAAAUAGAAAAGCUUGUUCAGUGUAUCUUUUAUUGUUCCAGUACAGCUUCAGAAUGUGAAUGGUUCCAAGAUGCUGAGUUUUAUUCCACUUUUAGACCAAGCAUGACCACACCUGGCUUACCAAUCCAGUACUCACGUCUGUGGCUACAGUGUCAGGGACUCCCUGCUCCAGGGACAUGUUCCUAGAAUGCGGGCCCCAUCAGAGUCAAGGGACUUGUCUAUACUUCGAUGAAGCCCCUCUCAGCUCCCUGGGCCAGUACGAGCCUCAGGACAGGUGCACGAGGUCCCUGAAUCCCCCCCUUUCCUCCCAGGCCCUGUUAGAGCAGGAGGCAGGUGGGGCCAGUAUUAGGAAGUCCUUCCUGAUAACAGUUCAGUCUUCCAAGAAUGUUUCUGAACUGUCAUCUCUGGUCUCUUGACAGAUCAUUGCCAGAAAGAGGGGAUAUGAGUCUUGUAGUUUAAGCCCAUUGGGGUUUAUUCACUAGAUAUAAUAACUCCCUCAAAAAAAGGUUUAUGAAAUGCUGAGGCUCAGGUUUCAUAGACAUGUUUGUACACUAGGAGUUCUGCAGCAGAAUAUUUUUAAACAUUCGCAAUUUUUUUUGUAAGCUAUAUUUUUGUAUAUUUAAUUGCUAUUUUAAAAUUUUAAUGCAUUUUGCUAAUUACUCUUGUUUAAAAUAUAAAACGUGCAUGUAAUUGACUUAAAUGUAAAUAAAAAGAUUUUGAAAAUAC